Molecule: messenger RNA, 1591 nt
Organism: Grammomys surdaster
Lineage: Eukaryota; Metazoa; Chordata; Mammalia; Rodentia; Muridae
Gene: Sdsl
Product: serine dehydratase like
Exons: 8
Coding region: 494-1468 (324 amino acids)
Biological process (GO): L-threonine catabolic process; L-serine catabolic process
Molecular function (GO): L-serine ammonia-lyase activity; threonine deaminase activity
Source: RefSeq, a predicted model, not a curated record
UCUGCUUGCCUCUACCUCCCAAGUAUUAAAGACAGGUACCACCAUGCCUGGCCUGCAUCUUUGUUUUCUUGUCUCAAACAUAAGCUGACCCCAGUGUGGAUCAGGGAAAGUGGCCUGACCCAGCAACUGCUCUGAACCCUAAGUCAGAUCUGAGGUGCCUGUGUUAUGAAGGAGUCCAAGAUGAGGGGCUAUACUCUCCCUCUUGCUGGCCAGCCCACGUGGAUGUAUGCUUUCUGAACCUCCAUUUCCCCACCUGCCAGAUGAGCCCGGGUCGUUCACGAGCCGUGAGCUGCAUGAGGGUUGAAUAUCCCCACAAGUUUAUCUUGGUCAUUUUUUUGUUGUGAGUCCUCACCAGGAUCCCAGAAUCAGGAGCUGUCCCUUUAACAAGGAGGAGGGGCCAGGCCCUGGUAGCGGAAGCUGAUCUGGUAGUCUGGCAGUCCAGAUUGGUCUUGGCUCGGCUAUCCUUUGGGAAGGGCAUCAGUGUGCCGCUGGAAUGGAGGAAGCCUUGGCAGAGCCUUUCCACAGGGUCACACCCCUGCUGGAGAGCUGGGCGCUGUCUCAGGUGGCAGGCAUACCCGUCUUCCUCAAAUAUGAGAACGUGCAGGUAGCUGGCUCCUUUAAGAUCCGGGGCAUUGGACAUUACUGUCAGCAGAUGGCCAAGAGGGGAUGCAGACAUCUGGUGUGCUCCUCAGGGGGCAACGCGGGCAUUGCGGCGGCAUACUCGGCUCAGAAGCUGGGCAUCCCCAUCACCAUCGUCCUCCCAGAAGGCUCCUCCUUGCAGGUGGUGAGGCGGCUGGAGGGAGUGGGGGCCGAGGUCCAGCUAACUGGGAAGGUCUGGGAUGAAGCCAACGUCAAGGCACAAGAACUGUCCACAAAGGAUGGCUGGGUGUACGUCUCCCCAUUUGACCAUCCCCUGAUAUGGGAAGGCCACGCCAGCCUAGUGCGGGAGCUGAAGGAGUCACUGGGGACCCCUCCAGGUGCCGUGGUGCUGGCCGUGGGGGGCGGAGGACUCUUGGCGGGUGUGACUGCUGGCCUGUUGGAGGUAGGCUGGCAGCAUGUGCCCAUCAUUGCCAUGGAGACCCGUGGGGCACACAGUUUCAACGCGGCUUUGCAGGCAGGCAGGCUGGUCACUCUGCCAGACAUCACCAGCGUAGCCAAGAGCCUGGGAGCCAAGACGGUGGCUGCACGCACCUUGGAGUGUGCAAAGGAGUGUGAGGUCCUCUCUGAGGUGGUAGAAGACCAGGAUGCUCUCAGAGCUGUGCAGAGAUUCCUGGACGACGAGCGCAUGCUGGUGGAGCCUGCCUGUGGUGCUGCCCUGGCUGCCGUCUACUCUGGCAUUCUGCAGAAGCUCCAGGCUGAGGGCCGCCUGAGCCAGGCCCUGGCUUCAGUCGUGGUCAUCGUGUGUGGUGGCAACAACAUCAGUAGCCAACAGCUUCAGGAUCUGAAAAUUCAGCUGGGCUGCAGCUGAAGAAUCCUAGGGACCCCAGAGGUUUCCAGCGGUCCUGCCCUCUUCCUUCAGGUAGCCCUCCUGGAUUGCUCUCAGUGGCUCCCUGCAGUCCAGUGAAUAAACCUACCUGAGCUGAGCAUUUGA